AUGUCCCAUCUAGUUGCGCCCCUCGUGGAGGUGGAUGUUUCCAGACACGGGGAUGAGGAAGCGCCUGCCGAGGCUGUGCCAAAGCCACGCCUUGGAGGUGCCAUUGAUCUUGAUGAAGCAGUUGCCAAAGCAUUACCAAUUCCUGGGAGAGUGGUGACCUCUGCCCGGAAGUACGGCAUGUCGCUAUGGGGAACCGCGGCCAAAAUCUUUGCUCAACUCCCAAACGGGGAAUACAAGAAAUACUUCUUGAAGUCUAUGUCACUUGGUGAGACAGGACGAUCAAUGAUUGAGGGCGAGUUUGAGUCCCUUCGAGCAAUCAACGCAGUAUCGCUAGUAUUCGCUCCGGAACCCUACGCAUGGGGCAAGUACAGCAGAGAUGGACCAGAAACCUACUUCCUUUUAGCACAGUUUAGAGAGGUCGGCGAGCAACCUCCGGAUCCCAUCAAGUUUACAGCGCGCCUUGCAGAUAUGCACAAACGUUCAGUAUCUCCGACCGGGAAAUUUGGUUUCCACACAAUAACCUGCCACGCAAAACUUCCACAGGUAACGAAUAUAUGGGAAGGUUCAUGGUCUGUUCUGUAUCAAAAGCAACUGGCGCACAUGAUCAGGUUGGAUGAAGAAAAGAAUGGGAUAUGGCCCGAAUUCCAGCAAAUGUGCGAGCUUACGGUCACAAUGGUCAUCCCACGUCUUCUAGAACCUCUCCAAAGGGAUGGUCGAAGUAUCAAGCCUUGUUUGGUGCAAGGCGAUUUGUGGGAUGAGAACACCGCUACCGAUAUGGAGACAGGCGAACCGUUUGUUUUCGAUGCUGGAUCAAAUUAUAAGCGAAAUUUCCCAGUGUUAGAGCCAGAGGAAGAGUGGGACGAUAGAAACUUGCUAUACUCAUUACGGUUUGAUUUAAGAACAGCAAUCCUGAUACCUGGAUGCAAUCAACGUCAAGUGUGA
Messenger RNA from Mytilinidion resinicola, 942 nucleotides. RefSeq lists its product as uncharacterized. Bases 1 to 942 code for a protein of 313 amino acids. The record is from RefSeq and is a predicted model, not a curated record. NCBI's taxonomy places the organism in Eukaryota, Fungi, Ascomycota, Dothideomycetes, Mytilinidiales, Mytilinidiaceae. The transcript has 5 exons.